Cladophialophora carrionii CBS 160.54 is the source of this 1188-nucleotide messenger RNA. RefSeq lists its product as uncharacterized. The coding region runs from base 1 to 1188 and encodes 395 amino acids. Lineage: Eukaryota; Fungi; Ascomycota; Eurotiomycetes; Chaetothyriales; Herpotrichiellaceae. The record is from RefSeq and is a predicted model, not a curated record. The transcript has a single exon.
AUGGAGCGACCACCGGCACCUCGUCUUCAAUGGAGCCCUCGCAGCAACAUCGCUAUCUUCAUCCAUGCAUUGCAUCUUCUCGACCUCGACCUCCUCCCCAGCUGGCCCGGCAUCUCCGAGUCUCUCUUCGCGUCGAAAUCAGUGCAGAACCAUCAAGCACGCGUCAAAUCCACGGAAUGGGCGCUCUACCACCUCUUCCGGCUCUACUCUCCUCCAGACACGCAGUCGAGGCUGGCUCCACACUUCCCGCCUACGACGUCCUUACAGAGCAAGAACCUCCGCGCCGCGCUGUAUAAAUGGCUGGCGGAGCUGAAAUCGACCGCCGUCCUGCCGAGGGAAGUAGUGUUGAGGAAGACGAUGCUGGAUGAGUGCAAGGGCGACAAAUUCGAGGAAGUGCUCGCCAAGGUCGCGAUGGUCGUGCUCAAGAAAACUCUGCCGAGCAGGAACCAUGAAAGGAGGACUGGGGAAAGGCCUGGCAGUUGUGAGCAAAACUUCGGGACCCUUGUGCCGUUGAUCAUGGCGCAUCGCGUGUCUCUUCGGCAGUCUCUCGCGGCGCGGCAAGAUCUGGAGGCCAAGGCCAUGGCAUAUUCGGAGCGGUUGGCGCAACUGCAGCAAGAAAUUCUCCCCGAGUUACAGAACCUGCAGGCUGCAAGCGACGGGGUUGACGGAGCGGGGCAAGCCCUCCCAGCUAGAGAAUACGAAUCGCUCCGACAGCAAGUUGAUCUAGCGUUCGCGACCGACAGACGCUGGGCGAGAUAUAUCUUCGAAGGCUCUGCUGCGGAGCCCGGGUAUUCCGCAGUCUCGGCGCAGAAAAUACUCCCAACAUGGCCGUUUGAUGACCCCGGCCCUACCCUUGACCAGGGGCCUGCAAUCACCACAGACGACGACGACUCGCCUUUGAACAUGGCUACAGCGAGUUCAGAAGGAGAUGCAAACGAACCGAUGCGCGAACUGCAGUUCUUGAUCUCUCAAAACCACGACCGGCUCGAGCACCUUACGCGAUUGCAGGAGACUCUCCUCUCGUCAACGGAACCCGAAAGCCACCCGGAAGAUGUGGCGCCAGUGCUAUCCAACUUCGCCGGUGUGGUUGACCUUCACCACCACCACCCAUCUGCAACGGCGCAGUCCAUAUCUCGUGCGCCAAAGCCGAGAUUCAAUAAACACCAGGCACUCACACUCGCCCUUUGA